AUGAAUAAACUUAUUGAAUAUGGUUCUGUUGAGAGCAUGCCACUAUAUAACUGCAGUGCGCAUAGCUCAGAAGAGUGGUCUAAACUCUUUGGUGUACGUCAUCCAUAUCUUGGCUAUUUUGAUAUCAUUUUUGGAGUUGUAGUCAAUAUAUUGUACGCACCCAUUUUGUCAGUUAUGUUUCAACCGGAAUAUUACAAAAUGUCAUGCUUCAAGAUCAUGAUCUGUCUGGGAAUUGUCGAUAUGUUAGCCUUAUGGAUAAACUCAAUCAUCACAGGAGUGUUGGCGCUCCAAGGUGCCGUUUACUGCACAUAUCCCACGUUUAACUACAUGAUUGGCUCUAUUGUUCUGGGAUUGUGGUGCUGUUCGUGUAUUAUUGUGUUGGGUCUUGUUGCCAACAGACUUCUGGAGAUGAGUAAGCCAGCAUAUGCAUAUACAUUGUUCAAUGGAUACCGAACGUAUAUUGUUAUGAUAAUUCCUGUGAUGUAUGGAAUUUAUUUCAUUCUUUUCACUAAUCCUGUUGGCUUCAACUCAAAAUACUACACAUGGUUGUUCGAUCCUAUGAUUACAGAAAACCGAUCAACUGAGUAUCACAACAUACCUCAUAGCAUUAACAACGUUUUCAUCGUGGCUGUUACGUGCUUUAUGUAUGGUUGGCUUUACUUCAUAGUUCAAGAGAAAAUGAGUAUGAUCAGUUGGAAAAAUAGAAGACAAGAUUUGAGUUUUCAAAUACUGAUUCAGUCUGCCAUGAUUUGUUCUAUCAACAUGGUCGCUUCCAUCAUCUUUGUUCUGAUGAACUUCGUCGAACUUCCACUCAUCAUUAUUCUUAUCGCUCAAAAAAUGUGGCAGUUCAUACAUGCUUUUCCUGUUUUCAUAUAUCUCGUGAUCAACAAAACGAUUCGGAAUGGACUACUGAGAAAAUUUAGGUUGAAAACACAGAGGAGUCUGUUCGAAAGAUAUAUGGAUUGGAAAGGUUGUGUUGUGGCUGCAUGGAUCGCAGCCAUUAUUCAGUAUCAUCACAGCAUCACAGUUUAA
This is a messenger RNA of Caenorhabditis remanei, 1032 nucleotides long. RefSeq lists its product as uncharacterized. NCBI's taxonomy places the organism in Eukaryota, Metazoa, Nematoda, Chromadorea, Rhabditida, Rhabditidae. The record is from RefSeq and is a predicted model, not a curated record. The coding region runs from base 1 to 1032 and encodes 343 amino acids. The transcript has 7 exons.